GCCGGCUUCCGGUUCCUGCCGUCGCGAGUGUUGCUUGCUCCGAAGCCGGUCGCAGCCGUUGCGGACGGAAGCGGUUCUCGGCAGCUGGGGCCCCCUCGCAGUCAUGCCCCGGUAUUACGAGGAUAAGCCGGAGGGCGGCGCGUGCGCGGGCGUGAAGGAGGACCUGGGCGCAUGUCUGCUGCAGUCGGACUGUGUGCUCCAGGAAGGAAAAUCCCCUCGACAGUGUCUGAAGGAAGGAAACUGCAAAGCUUUGAAAUACUCAUUUUUUGAAUGUAAAAGAUCAAUGUUGGAUGCCAGAUCAAGAUUCCGAGGAAGAAAAGGAUAUUGACGCCAAUAUGCUGAAACCAAAAUGAAAACAACAAAGGAUUUUCUCUGAUCACUUAAAACAGAGAAGCCAAAAUAGGAGACAGACUUGCUGUAUCUGAUGGGUUAGACCAGUAUUUCCCUCCACAAACACUGGAGAAAAUGGAUGAGUUCUGUUUUUGAAUAUGUAUAAAGUAAAUGAUUCUUCCUCUAAGUUAUUUUUGGAAUAAAAAUAUAAUCGAACAGCUAUGAGCUGAGAGCAACAUAA
Molecule: messenger RNA, 571 nt
Organism: Prionailurus viverrinus (fishing cat)
Lineage: Eukaryota; Metazoa; Chordata; Mammalia; Carnivora; Felidae
Product: cytochrome c oxidase assembly factor 5
Exons: 3
Coding region: 104-328 (74 amino acids)
Biological process (GO): mitochondrial respiratory chain complex IV assembly
Cellular component (GO): mitochondrion
Source: RefSeq, a predicted model, not a curated record